CCCAACGGCCAAUAGCUGUUCACCAAUCGUUCUUUUAUUAUUUUUUACAUUAAUAAAAUUUCAUUGUUGUUAUCUUUCAUUCGGCCGCCCCCGCCCAUCGGCAACCGCUCGUCUUAUCUUUCCGCACGGCGUUUGAAGAAAAUAUCUGAAAUAAAAUAUGUACUAUACUCGUGUGGUGGCCGAAACGCGACACUGUCCCCGCGUUCGUCAAUAACAUAACUCACGUCAAUCGUUUAAACGAAAACAAAAACAACCGCAAUAAUAUCUAUAUUAUAUUUUAAAAAUUACAUGAAAUCUCACAACGGCAACAAUAUUAAAUGAACAACCGAAAACAUGGGCACCGCGACAGCCCGUUUGACCGUUCGUCGGUUGUCGUCGGCUAAUGGCCUUUGUUGUUGUUGUCGCCGCCGUCGUCGUACCGCCGAAAAGACCUCGCCUUGAUAAUAAUAAUAAUAAUAUUAAAAUUAAAAUUCAAUAGUCGAGUUUUCGCACGUUAUUUUCCGCGAGCUUUGUCGUUUUGUGCGUUCGCCUUCUGGCCGGAGAAAACCGCCAAGGAAAAGAUGAAAAAAAAGGUGCUGUUGAUGGGCAAAAGCGGUUCGGGCAAGACCAGCAUGCGGUCGAUAAUUUUCGCCAACUACAUUGCCAAAGACACUCGACGACUGGGAGCGACGAUCGACGUCGAACAUUCUCACGUUAGAUUUCUAGGCAACCUCGUUCUCAAUCUCUGGGAUUGCGGAGGACAAGAAGCAUUCAUGGAGAACUACUUUGUCAGCCAACGCGAGAACAUCUUUCGCAACGUAGAAGUGUUGAUUUACGUGUUUGACGUAGAAAGUCGUGAUGACGAGCUGAAAAGAGAUUUAAAGUAUUACCAAUCGUGUCUGACGGCCAUUUACGAAAAUUCACCGAGCGCCAAGGUGUUUUGUCUAAUACACAAAAUGGAUUUGUUGCAAGAGGAUCAAAGGGAUAAGAUAUUUUCCGAACGUGAAAACGAAAUAAUAAACAUGUCCAAGCCAGUGAACUGUACUUGUUUCAAAACGUCCAUUUGGGACGAAACGUUAUAUCGGGCGUGGUCUUCGAUCGUGUACAAACUCAUACCCAACGUCAAAGAGCUAGAACAAAGUUUGAAAAUGUUUGCCGACCUUAUGGACGGAGACGAAGUGUUAUUGUUCGAGCGGGCGACAUUCCUCGUUAUAUCGCACUGUCAAAGGAACUUGCAUCACGACAUACAUCGCUUCGAAAAAGUGUCCAACAUCAUCAAACAGUUCAAACUCAGCUGCAGUAAGGUGGCCGCCCAGUUCCAAAGCAUGGAGGUGAGAAAUUCCAACUUUGCUGCGUUCAUCGACAUUUUCACCACCAACACGUAUAUCAUGGUCAUCAUGUCGGAUCCACACAUUCCCUCGGCAGCGACUUUAAUCAACAUCAAAAACGCCCGUAAACAUUUUGAAAAAUUGGAACGCAAAAGCCAAGCACACCAGAACAACAGCAGAUAAAACUAACUAAGUGAACCCAACCAAUGGUAUAAUGUAAACUAACGGUAUAUUAUAUUAUAAAUUGUGGGUUCACUGUUCCGUCGUGUAUGAUUAAUGUUUACAUUCGUAUCGACAAUCGUUGUUUUGAUUUAUAUUAUCGUUUACAAUUUAUUAAAUUAUUAUUAUACUAUUAUAAGUAACCGCUUGAGAUACUAGCUUGUCUACUAGCUCACCGUACAAUUAUACUUACAUUUACGUUCACACUUUUCCCUUCAAUUUUCUAUAGUGUCGAGAGUAGUCGUCGGCUGCUGCGUCUCGUAACUUACUCCUCGAGCUUGCCACAUUCGCCUUGCUGCACAGUUAUGAUAGAUUUUGUUUGUAUAACAUCAUAAUAAUGUUCCUUUUAUGCAACACAAUAUUAUGUAAGCUAAAUGUUUAUUUUCACAGUUACUAUACGAUUGCCAUUCAUCCGAUAAAAAAAUUUACCCAGAUCCUCUUUCUCCUCACCCCGUAAAAUUAUCACUUAUAACCCUAAUAAUGUGACGUUAUAAUAUAUAUAUAUUUUUUUAAUGUAUCUUUGUUAAUAUGUAUGUUAAAUUAUUAUUAUUAUUAUUAUCAACUCGUCGAUUGUAACAAUUAUUAAGAAAAUAAAUGGAGAUGUUAUAU
Molecule: messenger RNA, 2135 nt
Organism: Adelges cooleyi (spruce gall adelgid)
Lineage: Eukaryota; Metazoa; Arthropoda; Insecta; Hemiptera; Adelgidae
Product: ras-related GTP-binding protein A-like
Exons: 8
Coding region: 561-1490 (309 amino acids)
Biological process (GO): cellular response to starvation; regulation of autophagy; cellular response to amino acid stimulus
Cellular component (GO): Gtr1-Gtr2 GTPase complex; nucleus; lysosome
Molecular function (GO): GTP binding; GTPase activity
Source: RefSeq, a predicted model, not a curated record